GCUGCAGCCGCCUCCUGCGGCUUCGCCUGCGCCGGGCGCGGAGCAGCGGCGGGGAGCGCGGGCGGACCCCCCCCCCCCCCCCGCAGCCCCCCGGCCGCCACCAUGGUGCAGAAAUCCCGCAACGGAGGCGUUUACCCGGGGCCGGCCGCUGAGAAGAAGCUCAAGGUGGGCUUCGUAGGGCUGGACCCGGGCGCUCCGGACUCCAGCCGGGACGGAGCGCUGCUCAUCGCCGGCUCCGAGAGCAGCAAGCGGGGCAGCAUUCUCAGCAAGCCCCGCUCCGGGGUGUCGGGCAGCGGGAAGCCCCCGAAAAGGAAUGCCUUUUACCGCAAGCUGCAGAAUUUCCUCUACAAUGUGCUGGAGAGACCGCGGGGCUGGGCUUUCAUUUACCACGCAUACGUUUUUCUACUAGUGUUCUCCUGCCUGGUGCUGUCAGUCUUUUCGACCAUUGAUGAGUACCAGAACAGCUCAGAAGGGGCCCUUUACAUCCUGGAAAUUGUCACCAUUGUGGUGUUCGGGGUGGAAUACUUCGUGAGGAUCUGGGCCGCCGGCUGCUGCUGCCGAUACCGGGGCUGGAGGGGAAGGUUAAAGUUUGCCCGCAAGCCUUUCUGUGUCAUCGACAUCAUGGUGCUGAUCGCAUCCAUCGCCGUGCUGGCGGCAGGGUCCCAGGGGAACGUCUUUGCCACCUCAGCACUCAGGAGUUUGAGGUUCCUGCAGAUCCUGCGCAUGAUCCGCAUGGACCGCAGGGGCGGCACAUGGAAGCUCCUGGGCUCUGUGGUCUACGCGCACAGCAAGGAGCUGAUUACUGCCUGGUAUAUUGGCUUCCUGUGCCUCAUUCUGGCCUCUUUCCUGGUAUAUUUGGCCGAGAAAGGAGAAAAUGAGCACUUUGAUACAUACGCAGAUGCACUCUGGUGGGGUCUGAUCACUCUCACCACCAUCGGCUAUGGGGACAAGUACCCGCAGACCUGGAAUGGGCGGCUGCUGGCGGCUACGUUCACCCUCAUUGGCGUCUCCUUCUUCGCCCUUCCUGCUGGCAUCUUGGGUUCAGGGUUUGCUCUGAAGGUUCAAGAGCAGCAUCGGCAAAAACACUUUGAGAAGAGGCGAAACCCAGCAGCGGGCCUGAUUCAGGCGGCUUGGAGAUUUUAUGCCACCAACCUGUCCCGGACGGACCUGCACUCCACUUGGCAGUACUACGAACGCACCGUCACCGUCCCCAUGUACAGCACGCAAACGCAAACGUACGGUGCCUCCAGACUAAUCCCUCCUCUGAACCAGCUGGAGCUCCUGAGGAACCUGAAGAGCAAAUCGGGACUGACAUUCAGGAAAGAGCAGCAGCCUGAACCAUCGCCAAGUAAAAGCAAACCGUGCAGAGAGUCACUAUGCGGAUGCUGCUCAGGAAACUCUAGUCAGAAGGUCAGUUUGAAAGAUCGUGUCUUCUCCAGUCCCCGCGGUGCUGGCACCAAAGGGAAAGGCUCUCCACAGGCUCAGGGCAUGAGGAGGUCCCCCAGCGCUGACCAGAGCAUCGAGGACAGCCCAAGCAAAGUGCCCAAGAGCUGGAGCUUCGGAGACCGCAGCCGAGCCCGGCAAGCAUUCCGCAUCAAGGGAGCGGCGUCACGGCAGAACUCGGAAGAAGCAAGCCUCCCAGGAGAAGACAUUCCUGAUGAGAACAAAAGCUGCAACUGCGAGUUUGUGACGGAAGAUUUGACGCCAGGGCUGAAAGUCAGCAUCAGGGCAGUGUGCAUUAUGAGAUUUCUGGUCUCCAAGCGCAAGUUUAAGGAGAGCCUUCGGCCCUACGAUGUGAUGGACGUCAUUGAGCAGUACUCAGCUGGACACCUGGACAUGCUCUCCCGGAUUAAAAACCUUCAGGCCAGGAUAGAUAUGAUUGUGGGUCCCCCACCCCCUUCAACUCCCCGGCAUAAGAAGUAUCCAACCAAAGGACCCAUGUAUUCUUCCAAAGAAUCUCCCCAAUACUCGCCUAGAGUUGACCAGAUCGUUGGGAGAGGAUCCUCCAUGACUGACAAGGAUCGGACCAAGGGGCCAGCGGAAGGGGAGCUGCCUGAAGACCCCAGCAUGAUGGGCAGGCUUGGGAAAGUGGAAAAACAGGUUCAGUCAAUGGAGAAGAAGCUGGAUUUCCUGGUGAACAUUUACAUGCAGCGGAUGGGCAUCCCACCAACGGAGACGGAGGCUUAUUUUGGGUCCAAAGAACCAGACCCAGCGCCUCCCUACCACAGCCCCGAAGGCAGCAGGGAGCACAUUGACAAGAACGGCUGCAUCAUCAAGAUCAUCAGGUCCACCAGCUCCAUGGGUCAGAAGAACUUCUCUGCCCCACCAGUCCCGACCAACACAUGCCCGCCCUCGACAUCAUGCCAGCGGCAGAGCCACGGCUCCUCUCCCGUCGGAGACCCCGGCUCGCUGGUCCGCAUCCCACCUCCGCCUUCCCAUGAGCGCUCCUUGUCAGCCUACAGCAGCGGGCACAGGGCGAGCGCGGAGUACCUGAGGAACGAAGACAUUACAACCAAACACCAUGAGAGUGCCAUGAGAGACAGCGACACGUCCAUCUCCAUCCCCUCAGUAGACCACGAGGAACUGGAGCGCUCUUUCAGCGGCUUUAGCAUCUCCCAGUCCAAAGAGAAUUUGGACAUCCUUAACAACGGUUGCUAUGCAGCCGUGGCCAAAAUCAGACCCUACAUUGCAGAAGGGGAGUCAGACACCGAUUCUGACCUCUGCACGCCCUGCGGGCCUCCUCCCAGGUCGGCCACGGGUGAGGGACCCUUUAGUGACAUGGGUUGGUCAGCCUCCAGGCAGUGAAGCCUUCUUGCCACUGAGCCACAUUCGAGCGCUGGCAGCUGCCCAUGCAUCGAACUUCUCAAGGAGAUCGACAGCUAAGGUUUUCCUCCUUCUAGGACAUCCUUAGCUGGCAGAUACUUUCUUACUCUGGGGUGGGGGAAUGAGCGGGUCGGAGCCUGCCUUUGUGGAAGAGGUCACAAUGGUGAGCGAACUGGAGCCAUGAAGUCCAGGUUUCUUUCAUACUCUCUUUCUAAGAUCACUGGGUGAGAUUAUUUCAUGGUGCAAGGUAGGCAACUUGCAUUUCUUGGGAGCCUUCAGAAACACGGGGCAGGAAUAAACCACCCAGCCAGGGCUUUUGGAGGUCACAGUUACAAGUGGGAGGUGGGAAUUGCCAUGUCGUGGCACUGGUGAUUCCACCUUUAGGGAUUUUGGAGUUGCGGAAUGAGCGCGUGUCUGUUCCUGGCUUAGAUUUCAGGUCAUGGGUAAUUAAAGGGGGGUUGUUACUCUGUGGUUCCUCAUUAACUGUCAGGUAGGUGGCAUAAUUCCAGUAUAAUACAUGGAAGUGUUGCGUAGGCCCCUGGAGGAGAGGGAUGGUGGUUGGAAUAUUUGCACGAGCAGAAGACAUGGCCUUAAAGUGGGACAGGUUAGAAUACUGCUCUAAACCAGAAUGGAUUGGAAAUUAUCCUACCUUAGAACACUGAAAGGAGAGACACAACCCAGAGGACAGAGAAAUGAGGCAGAUGAGGAACAGAGACUGUGGGGCUGGAAUUUUAUAUUUUAAACCAUGUAUUAUAUUUAAUUAUCUCUCCUCCCAUUGACAACGGACCUAGAGGUGCUUUGGAAGCAAAGGCAAACCAAAGGCAACCCCUUGUCAUGGCAGGGCUGCCAUGGUGUGAAGCCAUUCUCAUGGCCAGCCAGUGCUAUUGUGGAGGCACCAGAGCCACCAGGCCAAUGGGAGAGGGUGCAUAUGCAAGAUGCAGUGGUCCUUGCGUUGCUGUGAGUUAAGUGCUGAGCUCCAUCCUUUUGAAGCCCUGUUGGUCAGAGGGGGGCACUUUUCCUACAGUUUGCAUUGUGCCUGAACACUUUUGCACACACUAUGGCCCGUGAAAACCUUCCCUUUCUUCUGCCCUGCCAAGAAUCCCACACCCAUGUUGUCAGGACAUCCUUUGGUUUUGUUUGGACCCCUCGAGCUGAGUUAAGAGGUGCUUCUUUGUUUCUUCAUGGUCUUUCAGAAGCCUCUUACCUGUGCUUGCCCACAACUUGUGCCAAUCCAAGUCUGCCCCGUUUCGUUGUGGUUAAAGUAGUUUCUCUUUGAGAGGUUGUUAUAUCAUUACCAAGAACCCCAGCAGUGCAUUCAGCUGGGGGAAGGUGAGGGGAAAAGUGAUGCUCGGAGUUUCUUUUGGGACCAAAAUGAUGUCACUUUACAUGGGUAGGUGGAAAGGGGUUUUUUUGCAAGGGGGUUAAUUAGGAAAAGUUGGGUUUGGGAUCCAUCUCCAGGGCUGGUACACCAUAGCUGGAAUUGUGCUCUGAAUCCUCCCAUGCAUCUAUGGCCCAAAUCCCAUAUGGGUUUUCUGCUGGUGCUGUGUUUGUGGUUUCAAACUCCAUCUCCACGUUUUCUCUGUUAUAACAAGAGCCUGUUAAGGAUAUUUAUGUGGCAGCUUCAUUUCUGUGUGGCCUUUGAGAGGGUGAACAUUGGCUUGCUUGGGGUGAAGGGAGAAUCACAGCCCUUUUGUCUCCUGUUUGCUUGUUUAGAGGCAGCAACCAGGGGAGACUCAGGACUAUUUGGGCCUUAGAGAAGAUGUGUGUGCAGACAGGAAAUAAACCCAUCCUUUUGCUAGUGCUCAGGACCAAUAUGCAGGUCUUCAUAUAGGAUUGAGGUGUGGGGAAAGGCUCUACACAUUUUUUCUGCCAUUUUUCACCAUUUAGGAGGGGAGAACAUUUUCCUCAGAGGGAACCCAGGCUUCCAGCCAUGCUCAUUCCAUUCUUUCCCAUUUGAUCCAUUUUGUCUCCUGCAGUUUUCCCCUCUUUGCUUUGCUCCCAAACUCCUUUUGCCUCCAGAUUUCUUUGUGCAAAGCAAACCCAGUGAUGCCCUUGAAUCCCAUACAGAGAAAUCUUUGAGUGCAAAAAGGCUGUAAAUUGUGCAGGUUUGCCCUUGGCAUGUUGCUAAAUGAGAUGUCUUUUGUUAAGAGCAAGAAGUGUCAGCAGGUCCCUGAUCAGACUUGGGGACAUGGUUUUUGUAGUGGCCACAGAAUGGAAAUCAUGUUGGGUAAGGCAAAAGUCAAUGUUGCUCCAGCCAUCUGCUCCCUGCAACUCUUGUCCAAGUCAGAGAUAACACUGAUUUAUUACCUUAUUUGUUUGCAGUUGCACUUGGAGGGAGGCCUGCUGGAAAUCUGGCACAAAAGGGUAUGAUAUAAAGGCAGAACAUAGGUGAGGGUGAGGUCAUGCAGUAUUGAAGAUGAGGUCUUCACUAUGGGAGGCA
Neopsephotus bourkii (Bourke's parrot) is the source of this 5263-nucleotide messenger RNA. RefSeq names its product potassium voltage-gated channel subfamily Q member 2 (gene KCNQ2). The record is from RefSeq and is a predicted model, not a curated record. The transcript has 18 exons. Gene Ontology annotation, biological process: potassium ion transport; transmembrane transport. Bases 103 to 2805 code for a protein of 900 amino acids. Gene Ontology annotation, molecular function: voltage-gated potassium channel activity. Gene Ontology annotation, cellular component: membrane. NCBI's taxonomy places the organism in Eukaryota, Metazoa, Chordata, Aves, Psittaciformes, Psittacidae.